Molecule: messenger RNA, 6157 nt
Organism: Myiozetetes cayanensis
Lineage: Eukaryota; Metazoa; Chordata; Aves; Passeriformes; Tyrannidae
Gene: TESK2
Product: testis associated actin remodelling kinase 2
Exons: 11
Coding region: 217-2232 (671 amino acids)
Biological process (GO): actin cytoskeleton organization; protein phosphorylation
Cellular component (GO): nucleus; cytoplasm
Molecular function (GO): protein serine/threonine kinase activity; ATP binding
Source: RefSeq, a predicted model, not a curated record
CAUGGGGCCCCCGCGCCGGCCGCAGCGGCGGGGCCGACCCGCGCCGGGGCGCUGAGGGCCGCGGCCACGGCGGGGAUGCGGCCACGAGACCCGCGCCGCCCGCGGGCCGUGCCGGCGCCGCCGCCGCCGCUCAGGAUCCAGCAAGAGUAGAGAAGACAGCACAUUACCUAAGAUGUGAGAAGUCCUCCCGUAGUGAGAUCAACCCUUGUUUCCAAAAUGGACCGGAGUAAGCGGAAUUCCAUCGCGGGAUUUCCACCACGCCUGGAGCGCACGGAAGACUUCGAGGGUGGCACUGGAGAAGGGACUGCAUCCCAGAUAGGAAGAGUUUGUACCUCUUCAUACAGAGCCCUGAUAAGUGCCUUUUCCAGACUUACUCGUCUCGAUGACUUCACAUGUGAGAAAAUCGGCUCUGGUUUCUUCUCUGAGGUGUUCAAGGUAAGGCACAGAACUUCAGACCAGGUGAUGGCUUUGAAGAUGAACACACUGAACAGCAACAGAGCAAACAUGCUGAAAGAGGUUCAACUUAUGAAUAGACUCUCACAUCCAAACAUCUUAAGGUUUAUGGGUGUCUGUGUGCAUAAAGGACAGCUGCACGCUCUUACUGAGUACAUCAAUUGUGGUAACCUGGAACAGCUCUUAGACAGUAACCAGCAUCUGCCCUGGACAGUGAGGGUGAAACUGGCUUAUGACAUUGCUAUGGGGAUCAGUUAUCUUCACUAUAAAGGCAUUUUCCACCGAGACCUUACAUCCAAGAACUGCUUAAUAAAACACGAUGAGAAUGGAUACUCAGCAAUAGUGGGAGACUUUGGUUUAGCAGAGAAAAUUCCUGAUCACAGUGAGAAGUUACCAGUGGUGGGUUCACCCUUCUGGAUGGCACCAGAAGUUCUCAGAGAUGAACCCUACAAUGAAAAGGCAGAUGUGUUCUCCUAUGGCAUAAUUCUGUGUGAGAUCAUAGCAAGAAUACAGGCAGAUCCAGACUAUCUCCCUCGCACAGAGAAUUUUGGAUUAGAUUAUGAUUCCUUCCAGCACAUGGUGGGAGAUUGUCCUCCUGACUUCCUGCAGCUGGCCUUCAACUGCUGUAAUAUGGAUCCAAAGUUGCGUCCUUCAUUUGCUGAUAUUGUCAAAACACUGGAGGAGAUGUUAAACCGCCUGAGAAAUGAGGACUCGGAGCGAGAGAGAAAGUUCUUGAACCUUGACAACAGUGAGAGGAAACCAAAAGGAUCAAUUGAGAAAGGACCAGGAGUGAAACGUUUGAGUUCCUUGGAUGACAAGAUCCCACCCAAGUCACCCCGUCCACGUCGGAAUAUCUGGCUGUCGCGCAGCCAGUCGGAUAUCUUCUCCCGCAAGCCUUCCAGGAAGAUAAACGUGCAGGACCCCUACUAUACACCAAACAAAGGCUUAGGCCGGAAAGUGAACCCCUUCAGUGCCCGGGAGGACCUCAAGGGGGGGAAGAUCAAGUUCUUUGACAUGCCAAGCAAGUCUGUGAUUUCCCUCGUGUUUGACUUGUACUCUCCAGAGGCAGGCGGGGGGCUGAAAGCCAGCCAGUCCCACUUCCGGCAGGCAUACAGCGCGGACUGGCAGGAAUUUUCCCUGCUUCCUGGGAGGAGAUGCAGAUCGCUCCCACUCUCUCCUGAAUUACCACACAAGGAAUAUGGCCUGUUUGGAGGACUGUCCUCAACCGUUGGCAGGUGCGACCCAGCCCAGCUUGGCGCGGAGGUUCGGCAGAAACUCCUGAGUAGCAGCAAAUACGGUGUGUCAGAGAUCCCCCCCUUUCACGCCAAGCCUCACAGACCAGAAUUUCUUCUUGCACCAGGACAAGAGGAGGAUAUGGACUGUUCAGAUGGGCCGGUGGCCCAGGAGGAAAAUGGGUUUUGCCUUGUUGAGAACACGUGUGGAGCUCCAGCGCGUAACCAACCAUUAGUGCUGGCCCAGCCUGAGCCUCUAUCUUACAAAAAGCUCCCAGUUGAGAGUUCAGUGAACUCUGAGGGACAUGGCUCCUCACAGGUGUUUGCAGGUUGUCUCCCUUCUGAAGAGAUGGAGGUGGAAGAUGAUCUACUGAAAAUUACUCUGUUAGAGUCCACAAAGCCUCUGUUCAGCGUUAGUCCUUCCAACGAGCUGAAGAGAGAGGCGUGGCCCUUCAGGGAACAGGAUGGGGACAGUCCUGCCCUGUUGCCUCAGACCUCCUCCAACAUCUCAGCAAGUGGCAGCACAGAGUCAACUUGUGACAUAUGAAGAGAGGGCUCAAACUGAACAUGUCCUUGAGCAAAGAGUUGUUCCCAGUUGCUUAAACUCUAUUUUUCUCUAGUGCCGGGUCUCACAUUUGAAGGAGACUCAGCAGAUGGUGGGAGCUACCUGUCAAACAGAUUGCUGCAGACAGUGUCUGGAGAGACUGAUUAUUUUAUAAAACUUUAUUUCAAACUGUGCUUAUUCCCGUUCCUGAUUUACAUUAGGAGGGGGAACUACUCCAGCCAGAAUGGCCAUGUGAGCCCCACAGCCUUUCUAAGAGGCAGCAGCCAGAGCAGGCACCGCAUAAACAGUUUGACCUGGAUUUCCAGCCUGGAGUAUUUCAAGGCCUUAAGCUCCAUGUAGAGUAGAAAGAAUGACCCUUAGGUUUUCCCUCUUUCUCCGACUGACCAGCAGCUCUAAGCCACUGCAGAUUUUUUCAUUAACAUUCUGCAGCAGUGCACGUGAGUCGGAGCCUCUGUUUUAGAAACAGGCACAGAGGUCUUUCAGAGCUCUGUUGAGCAGAUAGGAAUGCUCUCUGGUUCCAGAGCUGCUGUGAAUGCUGUUGCAGCAUUAAACAAGCUCUUCUUUCAAAAGCAGCAAAAACAAAACCCCUCAUGCUGGUCACAAUCUGCAGGCCGAGUCACAUGACAAAUACUUUGCAAUUAAGAAGAAGAAUCUGUUCCCUGGGAUUUGGUAAUGGUGUUUAAUGCAUUAGUGCAGGGAAGCUCUCUUCCUUGUACAGCUCUUCGUGUACCUCAGCCCAAACGUGGAGGAAGAUUUGCCCAGGGCACAGAGAGCCGUAUUCCAGGCAUUGUGAUUUCUGGGCUUCUGAAGAAACUGCCCCUAAGAGUAACAGUUGUACUGAGCUCUUUUGGGGGGGGUGGGUGUGCUCUUAUCUCUGAAUAGCUGAAUGAACAUCAUGAUCUGUUUCUGCAGAAUCUUUAAAUACAAUAGCUACAUCACAGUUGACUAUUACCACUAAGCUAGCAGGGUCACAUUCACCUCCCUCUCUGGUAUGACAUCCCAUCUCACUGAUUCCACUGCAGUAAUGAUGGCUCCUCACUUAAAACCAGCUGCUUGACAGAGGACAGUGAUGCCCUGCUCAGGGGAAGUUGCCAGCAGUGUUGUGGCCACACAAGUGCUCUUAGAGAGGAUGACUCACAGGAGGGCUUUGAAUUGUCAAACUAAAGAAAAUCAGCUUGUCCCAAAUUAACUGGUUUUUUUCCCCCUACAGAAAGAAGCUGCUGUCCUUUUUUGGCUUCUACUAUCACUGAAUAGCAUGAUCUUUUUAUUUUUUUGAUCUUUUUUUUUGUUUUUACUUCCCUUCACCAGCAGGUACAUGUGAAAGAAGCAGCAACCUGAGCUUUAAUGCUGCAUCGGUGAUCCCCGCUCUGGGGCGCGAUGCACGGGGAAAGCUUGUUCUGUGACCACGUCUGUGCACCAUCCUGCCCUUUUCCACUACCACCGUCCCAACAAUAUGGGAUUUUAUUUUAUGGGUUUUAUUUUAACCUAUAUUAUCAUUCCUAAGUGAGGUGUGCAUUGCAUGCCUGCUGAGCAGAUGGUGGUGCAGCGGAGUCCAGAAUUUCAUCCAGGUAGCCUGUUACACUCUCUCUCUUCCUGCUCUCUUGUACGGAUAGAUAAUGUAAGCUAGGCUCUGAUGGAAGCCAGACUAUUUCUACUCUUCUCCCAUCUCAAAAGACAGGAUGGAGAAAGCCUUAGUUCUUUAUCUUUCCAGAGGUGUAGGUAAUUAUUCCAUGAGUUACAAUUAUGACUCUCUCUUGUGAAGCGUGUGUUAACCUGAGCAGCAGUUCUCCCUUUGCAGUGGCUGCAGUGAAUUCAAUGACAAACCCAGUGUUGCUGAGUUACUUAGCACAGUCCAUCCAGAUCAGGCAGCUGUUGGCAGUUUGAAAAUGCCUGUGCUCACUAAGAUCACCCCUUUUGGCCCACACCUCUCUGCCUCUUGAAGGUGCUGAUCUGUAGAGUAGUCUGGAUUCUGUAUCGUGUCUGCAGAGUGCAGACCAGCUUGUACAGCUGGCACUGUGUUGUGUGUAACUUCCUUUGAGGACAGAGAAACAGCAGAACUCGAUUGCCAGAGUUGCCUGCCUUAUGCCUGCUUGCUUUUUCUUUCUCUUUUUUUUUCUUUUUUUUUUUUUUCUUUUUUUUUUACUACUUUGAUACAAUUGUAAUCUUCUGGGAGGGAAACCCUCAGCACCAGCUUCUGUUGUCACAAGAUGCAUUUAGGCGUGUGACAUCAGACAAAAAAAAAAAAAAAAAGGCAAUAAUGAGUAGUUUACUUUUGGAUCACCAGGCUGAGGGAAGCUGCCCAGCAUCCCAGAGCAGCCUGCAGCCUCAGCAGAGAGCACACGCACACCUCUGGCUGCCCUGUGGCUCCUGGGAGCCCUGGCUGUCAGCUCACACCUCAUCAUGAAGCCUGUUGCCUUCUGUGGCACCCAUUGCAGUGACCUCAUCCCUUCUCUUACACCGUUCUUAACGAUGUUUCCCUGCCCUGAGCAGCUCUUACAAAGCAGCAUGGCUAAAGGUUUAUUUUCUUAAAUGUCCGCUCUAAGCACAACCAGCUGACACGCACUGGGCACGUCUGUCGACCUUUCUGGCUCUUUGUACUGAGGUGGAGAUGUCAGAAAGGCCAAGGGCUAGCAGCUCAGGCCUUUCCUGGAUUCUUGGUCUGCAUGGGAAGGGGCACGUGUACAAAACUGGAGUAAGAAGUAAUUUUUAAGAAUAGCGGAGUGGUUGCUGAAACCCAGCGUUUCCAAGGGUGUGGAUGCGGUUGGAUCUCGCUGCAUCUCACCCCUUAGGUUGUGUAAAGCUGAAUCUAGGUUGCACCUGGUAACUGCUCCUAGGUUUUCUGCCUACCUGAGGUUGCUUUUUGUCAGAGGAGGCCGUUUUCUGACAGCUGCUGAUGAACACGAAUUUGAACACGUGGUUGGCAAACUCCUUGUUUUACAGAGUUUUAUUGCGCUUGGAUUUUACCGUGAUUUUGACUCCACGGGAGCCCGGUGUUUUAAAUUCACUUUAAAUCUUUCUGUAUUGAAUUCAUUGAGAUGUCUGUUAUAAGCUAUUUUCGUUGUGGUUGCAGGUUGAUGAAACGCAGCCCAGAGAGUGCAUGUGAAUUGCUGCCCUUCCAAAGCAGCUCAGCCAAGGGGCUGCAGCAGACUCGUACUUGUUGGAGAGGCAUUGACGUAUUAUGUGUAACAGAACAUUGGUAUUUUUUGCCAGUACAACUAAAGACACUUGAAUAAUUCCUGUUUGCACUUAAUGCUAUUGUUUAUAUUGCAUGUCACUACAUUUCUAUGCAAAACAAAUAACCUUUUGGUUUGGAUUUUUUUUUUCUUUUUUUUUGGGGAGGAGGGGCAGCCAGAUAUUUGAUUAAGUAUAAAGACCUUUGCGAGAUGAUCUAUUUUCGUAUUUAUGAAGGAGUUUUACGUCUUAAUAUUUUGCAGUCUGUAAAUAGCUCAACUUGUAAUUAAAGGCUUAGGAAGAGGUUUGUAGCCUGUGUAUAAUAGUAAGUUAACACUGCCAGAAAAAGAAAUCUUUGCGAAACAACUUUUCUAAUAUUGCGGAUAUUUAUGAAUAUGUAAAGAAAGCACGUCUUGUUUUUAUGUUGAUUGACCUUCUGACUUUUUUGAACUAUAGAAAUGGUGUAUGUUUUAUUGGAACUGCAAUAAGAAGUAACCAAAGAUGAAUCCAGUUAAAUAUUUUCAUAAUUUUUUUCUUGGUCAGGUUUUGUAAACUUUCCCAACUUGCUUUCAAAAUAAAAAUGAAAUCAAGGCCUGAGUCUUGUCAUUAAGAGGACAAUUCUAGAUUGAAAAAGCUGGCUUGAAUGCUUAAAUAAGCUGUGAAUGCCAUUAAUACCUGGCUUGAAAUUGUACUUGCUAUUACUCAGUGCUGAAUUAUAAACAAGGAAUCAUCCUUA